Molecule: messenger RNA, 8708 nt
Organism: Mobula hypostoma (lesser devil ray)
Lineage: Eukaryota; Metazoa; Chordata; Chondrichthyes; Myliobatiformes; Myliobatidae
Gene: trim71
Product: tripartite motif containing 71, E3 ubiquitin protein ligase
Exons: 4
Coding region: 715-3384 (889 amino acids)
Biological process (GO): protein polyubiquitination; negative regulation of translation; proteasome-mediated ubiquitin-dependent protein catabolic process
Molecular function (GO): zinc ion binding; ubiquitin protein ligase activity; translation repressor activity
Source: RefSeq, a predicted model, not a curated record
AUAGGGUUUGUCCAUUUCUCUCCAGAUGCUGCCUGACCCGCUGAGUUUUAUAAGUUGCGCCGGGUUUCCAACAUCUGGGAUAUGCGAUGUUCUUUCUGAAAUCGGUGUAUGAGAUUGAAUUCGCUCGCGGCUGGUUUCUUGCAACAAAGAAACGAGCAGCGACAACCCACCCCCCAACGCCCGCUCAGUUUAACAUUGCCACAGUACGUGUCCGGCACCCCCAGGGCCGCUCCGAUCGAAGAUGCCAGUGAGGGCUAAUCAUCUCCUCUCAGAUAUUAUGAAUGGGUUAUAUUUAAAAAAAAAUGAAUGGACGCUGGGGUAGAAGGCUGGUUACGCGCUGUUGCUCGCACCUGACGCUAAAGAGGAGUUGCGUGGUGACGUCAGCGACGGCGCCCCGCCCGACGUUAGAAUGCAAGCCGGCUAGAGAGGGGGGAAAAAAAGAAGCGGGCGCGCGAGGUGGCCGGAGCUGCUGCUCGAGAGGAAAAGUGCGAGAGAAUGGAGCGUGCGCUGGGGCGAGGCGGCGGCCGGGGGCGACGCUGAGGGGGAGGAGGUGUCACCGGGGAGUGGGGGACCGAGGGGCCGACUGGAGUUUGGGGGGUGGGUGGGAGGGGAGGGGAACCCCCACUGUCCCGGCUCGGCCUUGCCCUGCCCUCCGCGGGCCACCCCGCACACGGCGCCUCCGCGGGGGGAAUAUGAGCCCCCGCCGGCCCGUCAAUGUGGCUAUCUCGCUCGCUGCACAGGGGAGCGGUUCUCGCUGAGGAAGCGGAGCGGCUGCCCUCCCGGUCGGCCGAGCUGGCCCAGGGCCACUUCUACCCGCGCUGCUACCAGCGCUCCGAGGCCGCCAUGGCCGCACCGUUCUGCGGCCAGGAGCAGCAGCAGCAGCCGCCGCCGUGCCAGGACCAGCAGGGCCUAGGCCCAGCCCGACCCGAAGCGCCGCCGCCGCGACAGGAGUCGCUACCUCCGCCGCAGCAGCAACAGUGCGGCCUCUGCUGCGCCCGGGGCCCCGGGUCGCGCUCCCGUUCUAGCCCGGCUGACGAGCUGCGCCUGCUGCCUUGCCGCCACUCCUUCUGUCAGGCGUGCCUAGAAGCUCACGGCGGCAGGCGGCGGCGGCCCGGGGGCCCUAGCAGCAACAACAACGGCGGGCCGGCCCCUCACCGCGUCCGGCCCGAGGCCGAGCCCUCGCCUCCCGCCGCGUCGUCGUCCUCCUCUUCCUCCUCCUCCUCGGCCAACUCGUGCGGGCCUCCCGACCUGGCCUGCCCCAUCUGCGACAGCCGCAUGCCGGCCGCCGACAACGACGGGCUGCCCGCCGACCUGCUGCUACUCAACAACCUGCUGGACGUGGUGUCGGCGGCCGAGGACGAGCUGGACGGAGGCGUGCAGCGGCGGAGCCGCGCCAAGGGCUCGCAGUCGGGCUGCAGCUCCUGCGACGAAGGCGCGCCGGUGACUUCCCGCUGCAUGGACUGCGCUGAAUACCUGUGCGAUCACUGUGUCCGGGCGCACCAGCGGGUCCGGCUCACCAAGGAGCAUGUCAUCCAGCGCUUCAGGCAGCACCAUUACAACCAGCAGCCGUUCGCCAGCCUGCCGCUCGCACAUGACCGGCUCAGCUACUGCCAGCACCACGACAACCAAGUGAUGCGUCUGUACUGUGAUACCUGCGCUGUGCCGAUUUGUCGAGAAUGCACAAUGAGCCGUCAUGUAGGUCACAGCUUUGUCUACCUCCAGGAUGCCGUACAGGACUCCAAAGAAAUAACCUUACAGUUAUUAGCAGAUGCACAGCAAGGCCGGCAGGCCAUUCAGCUCAGUAUAGAGAAGGUUCGAGCUAUGGUGGAACAAGUGGAGAUGAAAGCUCAAGUUAUUCGAUCAGAAGUCAAAGCGGUAACUUCACGGCACAAGAAGGCUUUAGAGGAACGUGAAUGUGAGCUAUUAAGAAAAGUGGAAAAGAUCCGGCAAAUGAAGGCCAAGACUCUGCACCUCCAAGUAGAAGCACUGCGUGAGAAUUUAUCCAGGCUGGAGAGCACAAUAGACUGUGUGCAGAAGGCCCUAUUAGAUGGGCGAGAUGUGGAUGUACUCUUGGCAAAAGAGCAAAUGUUUGUCCAAAUCCAAGAUCUGAAGAAACUUAGGAAUCUCCUCCAACCUCAGGAUGACGACACCCUUUCAUUCAUUCCACCUGAUGGUGUAUUAUACAAGGCCAUCAAGUCAUUAGGCAUAAUCAGUAGCAGUGCAUAUGCCCCACUAUCUACAGCUACUGGUGAGGGACUGAAACGAGCACUGCGUGGGAAAAUGAGCAGCUUCACCGUGAUCACCAAGGAUCACACUGGCGAAGGGAGAUCAUCUGGUGGUGAUUUGGUAGUAGUUGUUAUAAUGGGACCUGAUGGGUGUCUCUUUCGAGCAGAUGUUCUUGAUCAUCAUGAUGGCACCUAUGCAGUUAAUUACUCCCCACACCUGGAAGGAGAGCAUGUAGUUUCAGUCACAAUUCGUGGGCAACAUAUUGAGAAUAGCCCCUUCCGUGUAAUUGUCAAAGCAGGUCGUAACUACACUGGGAUUGGGCUUCCAAUUUGCUCUUUUGGUGGAGAAGGGGAUGAGGAUGGGCAGCUCUGUCGGCCAUGGGGCGUCUGUGUCAACAAAGAAGGUUAUAUCAUUAUUGCUGAUCGUAGCAAUAAUCGUGUCCAGGUGUUCACACCAAGUGGGACAUAUCACCACAAGUUUGGCACAGCAGGUUCCAGACCUGGACAAUUUGAUCGUCCGGCUGGUGUUGCAUGUGAUCAGAAUUGUCGGAUCAUAGUGGCCGAUAAGGACAACCACCGUAUUCAGGUUUUCACCUUUGAGGGGCAGUUCAUCCUUAAAUUUGGGGAGAAAGGAAGCAAAAAUGGCCAAUUCAACUAUCCUUGGGAUGUUGCCGUCAAUACUGAUGGGAAGAUCCUGGUGUCAGACACCCGCAAUCACAGAGUUCAGCUUUUUGGCCCAGAUGGAAACUUUGUCAGUAAAUAUGGCUUUGAGGGGGCUUUGUGGAAGCACUUUGAUUCUCCUCGUGGAGUGGCCUUUAACCAUGAAGGACACCUAGUGGUAACAGAUUUCAACAAUCACCGGCUGCUGGUAAUCCACCCUGACUUCCAGUCAGCACGCUUCCUUGGUUCCGAAGGCACAAGCAACGGGCAGUUCCUCCGACCUCAGGGUGUAGCAAUUGACCAAGAAGGCCGCAUCAUUGUAGCCGACUCCAGGAAUCAUCGUAUUCAGAUCUUUGAACCAAAUGGCAACUUCCUGUGCAAGUUUGGGACGCAAGGCAGUGGCUUUGGGCAGAUGGACCGUCCAUCUGGAAUAGCCCUAAUGCCAGAUGGACUGAUAGUAGUCGUCGACUUUGGCAACAAUCGUAUCCUCUUGUUUUAAUGCUGUGUUCUUGUUUUUCUAUAUUGUGGAUUUGUUGCUCAGGGACAAUGUCUUAAUUGUUUUCCCUAUAGAAGACAGGUAUUUUUUUCUGUCAUCUACCUCAUGUUGGUAUAGUGUGAGCUUGAGCUGUGAGACUACUUCAAAACUACAUAAAUUUAUAGCAGACCUACCUCACUGCCUGCAGAUGUUGGGCUGACUAAUGUUUGAAUAUUUCCAUGGAACUGUGCAAGUGUGUCCAGGCAAUUGGUGCCUUUAUGAUCUGAAUCCAAAGACUUGUAUCUUAGUAUUAAAAGUUGUCUUGUAGCUUUAUUUAAUGCAAAUCUCUCAGGUAGGAAGACUAUUGGCCACUUGUAUAAGCCUAAAAAUAGCCAAUUGUGGGUGACUGAUAAAGGCUUUGGCUGCCUACCUGCAUACAUGUUGUUUUCAGGGAUUAUUUGAUAUUGAACAUCUUGUAUGUUUAGCCCUAUGCUUUCUGAAUGUAACCCUACACUCCACCUGAAUGUAAACUAAAUACCUCUUUUGUUUUGUUUUAGGGUGUAAUGUUCUUUGGCCUGAUGCACAUAGAAGCUCUUGAGGGGUUCUUCUGAGUGUUUAUUUUGGGGUGUUUCGAAAAACAAAAAUAUUGAGUUAUCAUGUGAUACCCUGAAGCUCAAUCUAUAUUUAUGGCACCUGGAAUAAUGAAAAUAUAUUUACCUCUACUGCAAUCUCAGGUACCUGUAUGAAAUCUAUUUCCUACUCAAUUAGUAGGCUGUAUUUGGUCUUGGAGGCAGUAUUACUUAGUAUUGGAAGAGAAUUGGCUGGUUUUAAAAAUAAAAAGAAUGCUCUGUUUUUGGCUCUUGUAUAGUCCUAGUUGGGAUCCGCAGAAAAAUGGUGCAAAUCUGCUUGGCAUUUUACCAUGUGCUGUGACCAAUACCAUAGACAGAAAUUAGGUAUGGGCCUAAUUUGAAUAUCUAGUAUGUUCUCAAUGGUGGCCUUUCUCAAUGGGAAAAUAUUCAAUCAUCUGAGCAAUUGUACUCAGAUAUAAUAGUGCUUUAUGCAUUAUUUCUAUUGGAUUUUGAGAAGACCUGAUCAGUUCUUUAUUGCAGGGAUUAAGAGAAUGUGGUUGUAUUCUGUCCUUUGGUAGAAAUUAGCUCAGUUCUUUUCAACUUGAAUAUAAUGGUUUUGUUUGCCAUGCACUGAAGCAAUGGUAGAACACGUGAAGAUCCCCAAGGACUGGCAAGAAUUACUGACUGUAACAGUGCUGUACGUGAAUACUCUGGUAGAAUUUUGGUUUCGUAUUGGAGCAAGGAUAGACUCCAUAGAUUUAAUUCCUUCUCUCAAUCACCUAUUUCCUUGUAGCCCAAAGCAGCCAGUUUAUUUAGAAACGAGACAAAAUGUCUCUUUAAAAUUAUUCUACAGUGUUUAUGCAAAUUUCUAUCACAGCCUUGAAUUGGAAUUUGAGCUUUAAAAAAAAUCAGUAUUUAUAGUCUGGGAGCUGCAACAUAUAAACAUGACACUUGCUUAAAAAUUGUUAACAACCAAAGUAGUAUAAUUUUAAUGCAGCCAGUUUCAGUUGACAUUCUGGGAUGCUCCACUACAUCUGCCUUACUAGUCUGGUAAUCAAUGUUACAGGCACAAUUUAUUUCAUGUUUAAAGACAACAGCAAAGCUACAAGGAAUAUAUGUACCAUCCUGGCAAUCGUGGGAUAAGGGUCCAGUAGUUCUUUAAAAAAAAACAGUGAACACUACGGAUUUCCAAAUGUCUCCCUGUUUUAACACAACUGCUUUUGUUUCAAAAUUUGAUUUUUGAACUUCACUGAAGUUCAGCUACUUAUCAAAACAUGGUGUUGCCCCAGAAAGGAUUCGCUUUGAGCUUCAACAACAAUGAAUGCUUUGGCCAACCUCUGGAUGCAGUCUUUCUAAAUUCUAACGCACAAGUUCUGAAAUGCAGAGUAAUUUUAACCCUACUCCAAGCUGACUUAGCUGUUUAGUAGGAAUUGUUUAGAAUGGAGGUGGGUGGAAACGUUGGUCAGCAAACUAUUGGGAAAUCUAUUAUGACAGGGUAAUAUUUAUACAAAUCAAGUUCUAUAGGUUCCAACCAAUUUAUGCAGAAAGGUAAUAAUUUCUAGCUGGUCUUCAAUAGGAUUGGAAAUUACCUUAGAAUAUACAUGAUCCAGAGACAAUUUAAAGUGUGUGUUCUGCAUAAUUGUGAAGUUCCUGAUGGAGUGGUUUAACUUUCAAGAUGAAACUGGCUAAUGUGCUGCUUCAGGUGGACUGUAACAGUUGAUUUGAUAAAUUGUGGUUAGCUGUUGUAGUGUAGAAUGGCUUUUAUUUUACACAAUAGGAAAUUGCUUGAGCAGUGGUUAAUAAUUCACACUAAACUGUUGUGGAACCAGUCAGUUUGAAAUCUUUUAAAGCUCUCCAAUGUUUUGAAAUUUGAAAUAAGCUUUGUCUUUAGAAUUAAAGCUCUACUGAGUCUAGUUCCUGUACUUUGAAUGCUGUGCUCUUAGCUUUGAGUUUUUUUUACAGUUGCAACAUUAUGUGGGCUGCUUUAGAUCUUUUGGGCAUUUUUUUUCCCUUCAGCACAAAUUUAAAGAUGCAAGCACACACCUGGCACCCCCACUUGGGGUGUUAUCAAAGAUAAUGCCACUGCCUUUAAAAACCAAAAUAAAUAACUGUAUAAACCAAGGCGGUUUGUUAAUGUACCGUAUUAUUGAGUUCCUUUGGGAUAGCAGUGAUCCACAUUUUUCAAAGCAAAGUAUCUUCUGAAAGUAAAAUAGGAUGAUCCCAUUCCUAGUGUUCAAGUCUUUUGAUGUGAAGUAGGACUCGGUGAUUUCUGGAGUAAUGGAGUUUUGACUUCUGACCAUAACUGCUUUGCUGUGGCUCCUGGGGACUUCGCUAGUACAAAAUAUGAUGACCUGUCUGAUCAUGUUGCUUCCCAAAGAGAUCAUCAGAAAGGAUUUGGUGGAAUGGCUGUUCAAAGCUGAUUUGUUUGUAAAUUUGUCUCUUGAACAUUGUUUUAAUGGGACCAUAUAUAAUAAUGGAAGACCGGGGGACCUUUUCCAGAUGUAAACUGCAUGUUAAAGAUUGGAUUCAGGGGUGAUGAAGUUAAAUUUUAUGAAAAAAACUAUUCCUUAUUCUUUCCUGCCUAUUUGGCUUAGAUGUCUGCUAUCCAACUGGUAACUUAAUAUGUUCUUGAUUCAAAUGUGUGUAAUGUUGAAUUGUGUGAUUUAAGACUUGGGAUUAUUCAAAACACGUCACUUUCCAAUUUUGUACAAAUCUCCAUAGUCUAUUUUAGCUUGAAUUCAGAAAAAAUUCACACAGCCUUACAAAACAAAUGUGUAGAAAAUUCACUAAAAGUGCUUAAUGGAUUUAUGUUCACAAUUCUUAAACUCAAUCAGGCACAGUAUUUUACCUCAACCUCAACAAAAAGAUCAACUUGCAGAACCCUAAGUAGCCAAUAAUUUAGAGACUAGGGUCUUAAUGAUACAUAAUUCUCAGGGAAGUGAUCCUACUCUCUGAAGGUUUUAGGGUUGCAAGACAUGGUUCUCGUGCCUUGUCAGGUAAUGGCUUUUGUCUACCUCGGUGCUUCUUUCUGCAGCAGUUUCAAACUACCUCAAGUUUCAUCCCAGUUGGCUCACAUGUCACUGGGCAAACGGCUUGCACCGGGGGCUAAUUGUCAUUGUUUUGAUACUGGGAUUUUAAUGGAACCCAUGAAUCAGCUGCUGAAAAAGUGUAGAACAAAGUAGUAUUUGAAUACUGGUUGGUGUAAAACCUUACUAGUAGAACUAGGUUUAUCUCCUUUGGCCACAGGAAAUCCCAUUCUGCCUGCAGUGACUUAUUGACAGUAUCUGAAGUUCAAUUACAAUCUUUUACAGGAAAGAAAGGGCUUUUACAAUUGCAACAUUCCUCCUUAUUUGUAGCAAAAUGUUAUUUCCAUUUACUGCAUGAAGGACCUUUCUUCCUUUCGACUCAAUGGCAUCAAAAAGAAGAUCCUGGGAAAAUUUAAAUUUUCUAUCUAGUCCUGCUGAAUGUUGCCAAUUUAUUAAUAUAAGCACACCACUUGAACUUUCAGUGCAUCGAUAUAAUUUCAUCAAAUUGUGGUGUUUCACAUCUGUUGUUAUUGAGUUGAUAAAAUGGUAGCCACCAGUUUUCCUUUCUCUACACAUUGAAUGUGUAUACUUAAAAGUGUAGAAAUAGUUGGAGACAGAUCUUCAGAAUAAUUGCUGGGGAGAGGUGGCUGUGCCAUGCUUGGCAGAGAGAAGUCUCGGAUAAGGCAGAUUUGGGAACCAGUUGGACUACUGGCCAUAGAGGUUGUUCAUAAUCCACAAGUGUGCCUGCACAAAUGAAACUUGGUGAUUUAGGCACUUGGAAUUGGUGGGUUUUCUAAGCUUGCCAGUAGGUCCAAUUUAGUCUUGCAGGAUUUGGCCUUUUUUACUAGCCAGUGCAGUUGUCUCAAACCUGACUUGAAAUUCAGUAAUCCAUUUCACAUACCUAAAUAGUUUGAUGUUAAAAUGUAGACAAGAGUUGUUGACUAUUCAUUGACAAGAUGUGACCCCAGUUGAUAAUGGGAGCACCUGAUGUGCUGUUUGUUUAAAACAGAUUUUGUUUUUGUGGACUGAUUUUAUGAAGUGCUUAAGUUUUUUUUUAUAUUCUGAAACUGGGUUUCAAACCACUAGUUAAGCAGACUUUAUUCAAAAUUUAUUCUUGAGAAUUUAAGUGUCUGGUCCAAGAUCCAGAAAUCCUGGUUGAGAAAACGUAAUAUAUAGCUUAAAAGAAGUUUUCGCUGUUUUCUAAAAGCAGUGAAAUUAAGUUCUGGGCUCAUUAUUUUAGAGGCAGAGCUGCAGUAAAAUCAAAAGUUCUAUUGAUUUGUGUAAGAAGUGAUUUUGCUUAUUGCCUCUGUUCUAAUUUUAACUGUAGUCUGUGUUCUAGAUUAAGGGGAUAGCAUUAAAAUGUCUGGUGCAAGUGGUCAAAGGCCCUUUUCUCAAACUUAGACAAGUGCCUCAAAAUAACAGAGCCUGUAUCUGUAUUUAAAGAUGUCCAAGCAGUAUUGUUUAAGUUACUGUUGUGCAACAACCCAGCAUUUAAUGUUCAUUGGUGGUUACCACUGCUUAAAGGAGAGGGGAAAAUGGGGUCCUAGACUACCAAGAAGUUCAUUUUAAAAGAAAAUUCCUCUUGGGUUUGUCUUUACAGUAAGGUGACGGGUAUUUUUUUUUCCUCCGUUAUAUAAUUUACCUCUGAAUUGUAAGACCCAGCCUCUGCACCAAAGAAUGAGGUUUACUGACCUGGAACACUUCUUAUUCCUGUGUGUUUGAAAGCCUAAAUUGAUGUUUGUGCAAUUUUAUC